AUGGAAAAUCAGUCCGGGUCAGCAACAAACGGGGACACUAUUAACCCCGGCGAGGCAGGAGCACGUGGCGGCAACGGCGAUGCCGGAACCAACACGGGGGCAGGUGUGCUUCCACCUCUCCCCACUCCACAAGCGGUUGAUACCGCUACCCUAUUGCUGCAAGUGACAAAUAUUGUCGCUUCAUUGACCCAGCAGUUGAAUGCGGCGCAGACUAGCCCGCAUUCUACUUUUCCCCCACGGCUCCACCCGAGUAUGACAAUUCCGACGUACUCAGGGUACUCUGAUAGAAAGUCGGUAGCCGACUUCCUAUUGGAGAUGGAGACCUAUCAGUUUGCAUCUAGAGCGUCCGACGAGGUAGUGCUAGGGCAGGUCUUGCCAGUAGCUCUAGUGGGGGACGCCGCUCGAUGGCGAAGGCUGCAGAAGCCUUUCACCUCGAUGGCGGACUUCCGGCAGCGUUUUAGGGAGGAAUUUUUGCCACCCGACUACGCAAUGCGUGUGCGCGAAGAGUUAGCUUUUCGCACACAGCACGCCGACGAGAGUCUCAUUGAAUUUGUGCGCGCAAUUCAGGAGCUCUACGAUAGGGCCGAUCCGACGGCCACAGAUCAGGAUAAGGUUUCGCGUGUUAUACGGCAGAGCCAUCCUAGCUUCCGUCCGUAUCUACGGGGGCGAAAUUUCGAGAAUCUUGAUGCGCUUGCACGAGAGGCUCGUGUGAUUCAGGCUGAUUUAUUGUCUGAAUUGCGGUACCAACCUCCACCGCGCCCGGAACUAUCAGUUGAGCCGGGUUGCGCUUGGGCGGGUGUGAAGGACUCCGUUCCACGGGGAAGGGAAGCGACGUCCUUGGUUGCGGACGCGGGAAGCCGGUCGGACGUCAUCGUCCCGCCGCGCUCCCUGGAUCCUUUCUCCUUUGAACAGAGGCGCCGUGCGGGGUUUGGCGAAAACUCACGCGGCGGUCCGAGGAGUGGAACAUCCACUGCUCGGAGGGUUCAGGAUAGGCAGAACCAGGUAGAGAGGGACCCCAGUAGCAGAAUGCCACAGGCGGACCGCGGGCGGGCGCAGCCCAGAUGCUAUGGCUGUAAUCAACCAGGGCAUUACAAGCGUGACUGUCCUGUGCGUCGGGGAAAUUUCCGGUCGGCGCAGGGAAACUAGUAACGCCGGCG
Ornithodoros turicata is the source of this 1157-nucleotide messenger RNA. RefSeq lists its product as uncharacterized. NCBI's taxonomy places the organism in Eukaryota, Metazoa, Arthropoda, Arachnida, Ixodida, Argasidae. Gene Ontology annotation, molecular function: zinc ion binding; nucleic acid binding. The transcript has a single exon. Bases 1 to 1146 code for a protein of 381 amino acids. The record is from RefSeq and is a predicted model, not a curated record.